Zychaea mexicana is the source of this 1743-nucleotide messenger RNA. RefSeq lists its product as uncharacterized. Gene Ontology annotation, molecular function: DNA-binding transcription factor activity, RNA polymerase II-specific; RNA polymerase II cis-regulatory region sequence-specific DNA binding. The record is from RefSeq and is a predicted model, not a curated record. Bases 247 to 1743 code for a protein of 498 amino acids. The transcript is spliced from 3 exons. Gene Ontology annotation, biological process: regulation of transcription by RNA polymerase II; cell differentiation; anatomical structure morphogenesis. NCBI's taxonomy places the organism in Eukaryota, Fungi, Mucoromycota, Mucoromycetes, Mucorales, Lichtheimiaceae.
GAGCCGACGACGCUGGAUGGUGCCACCGCUCAUGCUGGGAGCUCCAACAUAAUUUCCGUUUAAAAAAGAACCUUUGAAUUGGGGAGAGCACAUAUAAAUAUCGCCGUGAAAGCUGCUGUUGUGCGCUUCCUGUUCUUUUUUUCCAUCUCAUUACGCAUCCGUGCUAUUCUCUAUCCUCCUUUUCUUUCUUUCUUUCUUUCUCACAUUAGGUGCUCUAUUAUCGGAACUUGCGGACGGGAAAAAAUCAUGGCACAACAGGCCACCUCAGUCACUCAUGUCGCCGUCAAUGCGAUUCCUAAAGAUGGCAAAGUCUUUCCUCCCGCUUGGAAGACGGAGCACUAUAUCCACCAGCAUCAUCACCAGCAACAGCCACCCAUCGAUGCGUCCACCUUGCAGCAGCAACAGCAACACCAUCAUCAUCAUCAUCAGCAACAAGCCAACUUUUCACCGUACUAUGCAGCCUCGACGGCUGCAGCGGCUGCUGCUGCUGCUGCUGCUGCUGCUGGAACAAACAAUAAUAGCAACAACAACAACAACAAUGCAGGUUUUCGUGUACGCCAGCAUCCUCCUCCACCUUAUCUCCAGCAACACCAGCAGCAGCAAUACCACAUGCCCUCGCAAGCACCUUUACCGCAUCCACAAGGCAAUACACAUUCUGCCCAGUACUACUAUCCUAACUAUUCGCACGGAUAUCUGCAGCCAAACAUGAUGGAACCACAGCCACCACAACAACAACAACAGCAGCAGCCGCAGCCUCAGCCGCAACAACAGCAAUAUAUCAUGAGCCGGCCCGUGCGCAAGCGAAGACGCCCGCCUCAUUCCUAUGCGUCAUUGAUUGCACAGGCCAUCUUAACGUCGCCCGAGCAACGCCUAACGCUUCGGGAAAUAUACGAGUGGAUCCAAACCCGCUAUCCCAACUUGUACGAGGCUAACGAAACCGGUUGGCAGAAUACCAUACGACACAAUCUUUCAUUAAACAGAUGCUUUAUGAAACUUCCGCGGACCCAGCAGGACGGUCAUCGCAACAAGGGCAGCAAAGGCGGCUACUGGGCCGUCGACAUUGAUAAGCUGAGCCAUACAAACUUUGGCCGACAAAUCAUUGACUCGGGUUUUUUGGGCAAUCUGGAAUACUGGCAACAGCAACAAACCUUGGAAGAGCAGCGACAACGGCAUCAACCACGGCCUUCAUACAGCAGCAGCAACAGCGGUAACAGCAGGGACUUUGACCUCGCCACGCAGCAGCAGCAGCAACAACAACAUCCUGUGGACGUGGAUUUCGACUUUGAUAACUUGGUGGCACCGCCUCCGCCUCCUCCCCCAACAACAACAACAACAAACAACGCUAAUGGCGAUGAUCAGCAGGAUGAUGUCGCUAGUGCUGCUGCCACGCGCAUGUACACAGCAGCCGAUGAAAGUGACAGGUCGUUUCUGACACGCAUGAAGCGCCCCUUGUCGGCCCUGUCUUCGUCAUUUAAUACAAACACGACAAAGACGAGCUCGGUCCGAGACUCCAUGUCACCUGGCUCUACCACAUCGAGCAGCAUGAGCACCCCCAUGCUGCCUUCUUCGCAAGCGAAUAAUAGCAGCACUACUACUAUUACUACUAACACGAAUGCGACAGCAAGCAACAACAACAACAACAACAACGCACUUAAAUUCGAUCUUACGCACCAUCAUCCUCAUCCGAGCGAAAACCCUUUGAUGAACCCUUCUCUUAUGCGUGUCAACAACAUCAUCAACUGA